UUACCCAUUUCUUCUUCUCCUCUCUUCUUCCUCCAUCCUCUCCAGAUCAAGAAACCGUGUCCUAGAAACCAUCGAGAUCGCCCGCUCCCCUUUCAGAUCGUCGAAAGGCGGUGGCUUUCGGAGGUUUCCGUGCUCUCCUCAUCGCGACGAGUCGAUCGGCGUGCGGAUCGGGCAGUGUUUUUUUUUUUCCGGUUGCCGGCGAGGCAACGGUGUUCUUCUUGGAUCGGGAGUUGUUUGGCUUGUUGAGGUGUGGAAUGGUAGCCGAGGCGGAGGUGAUGCAUCAGGCUGCCGUGCCGGUGCUGGAGGUGCAGUACCACCGGUGCGUGGCCAAGGGGGUCGAGGAGGUCGUCGGGAUGUCGGCGGCGAGGGUGGCAGCGCCAGCGGAGGUCGGGGUUGAGGUGGACGUCGCCGUUGAGUUGCCUCACCUGAGGUUGGAGGAGUGUGAUGCUGCACCGAGUGUGUCUGUGGAGAUGCUACAGUUUGUGCCCAACAUUCGGUCGGGCAGCUUCGCUGAUAUUGGACCUAGGAGGUACAUGGAAGAUGAACACAUACGGAUAGAUGAUCUUUCUGCUCAUCUUGGCUCGCUGUUGGUCUGCCCUUUGCCUAGUGCCUUCUAUGGGGUUUUUGAUGGCCAUGGAGGUCCGGAUGCUGCAGCCUACAUGAAAAGGCAUGCAAUGAGGUUCCUCUUUGAGGACAGUGAGUUCCCACAAGCAUCGCAAGUCGAUGCAAUAUAUCUUCAAUCUGUUGAGAACUCUGUUCGCAGGGCUUUCCUGCAGGCAGAUCUUGCUCUGGCUGAUGAUUUGGAUAUCAGUCGCUCUUCUGGAACCACGGCACUCACUGCAUUAGUCUUUGGGAGGCAACUGUUGGUUGCAAAUGCUGGGGACUGCCGCGCAGUCCUGUGCCGGAAAGGCAUAGCAAUGGAGAUGUCUCGAGAUCACAGGGCAAACUAUGUUGAGGAGUGUGAGAGGGUUGCCGCAUCAGGGGGAUACAUCGAGGACAGCUAUCUCAAUGGUGUCCUCUCAGUGACACGGGCUUUAGGGGACUGGGACAUGAAAACCCCCAACGGCUCGACAUCUCCUCUCAUCGCCGAGCCAGAGUUCCACCAGACCAUGCUUUCUGAGGAUGACGAGUUCCUCAUCAUGGGCUGCGACGGGGUAUGGGACGUGAUGACCAGCCAGCACGCGGUGAGCAUCGUCCGGCGGGGGCUCCGUCAGCACGACGACCCCGAGCGGUGCGCGAGGGAGCUCGUGAUGGAGGCGAAGCGGCUUGAGACGGCUGACAACCUCACCGUGAUCGUGGUCUGCUUCGUUUCGGAGCUCAGCUCGCCGCAGCAGGAGCAGCCGGCGAGGCCGAGGAGCUGCAAGAGCCUGUCGACGGAGGCGCUCUGCAACCUGAGGAGCUGGCUGGGGACUGACCACAGCUAGAGAGAGGGUGAGUGCUGAGAAGGGUAGCGUCGGUUCCCACCGUGUAUAUACCGCUGACACUGGUUGACAGAUCAUGAGUACUCGUUUCUAGUUUCCAUUUGUUGAGGCUGCGGAGUAGGCAGGUCAGCUGCAGCAGCCAGCAGUUUUGUAGGUUAUUUUUCUCGUUGUUCUUUUUACCCUUUAUUAGUCGCUGCUGUUAUUGUUAACACCACCUCUGUUGUACAUAUCUAUUGAAGUUGAUGUCAUUUGCGCGUUCCAA
This is a messenger RNA of Phragmites australis (common reed), 1683 nucleotides long. RefSeq names its product probable protein phosphatase 2C 47. NCBI's taxonomy places the organism in Eukaryota, Viridiplantae, Streptophyta, Magnoliopsida, Poales, Poaceae. The transcript is spliced from 4 exons. Gene Ontology annotation, biological process: protein dephosphorylation. The record is from RefSeq and is a predicted model, not a curated record. Gene Ontology annotation, molecular function: cation binding; protein serine/threonine phosphatase activity. Bases 255 to 1424 code for a protein of 389 amino acids.